AUGCUUGUGUUAACUCUGCUUCCAUACACAGCAUACGAAGCUCUCACAGCAAAAUGUAAUGUCAGGUAUCCAGAACACCCACUUCACAGUUAUCGUCAAUCUGGAGAUCUCAUCAUUGGUGGCAUCGCAUCUCAUGGGAUCUUCCUCUCCUGUGUCAAAGAUUUCAUGAAGGAACCUCCACCAGCCAUGCCUGAGGAACUUACAAUACUUCCCAAGAAUUACCAACACAUCCUGGCCUUGGCUUUUGCGGUAAAGCAGAUAAAUGAAAAUCCUCAGAUUUUACCAAAUAUCAGCUUGGGAUUUCAUAUUUAUGAUAAUUAUUACAAUGCAGAAUGGACAUAUCAUUCCACCAUGCUUCUUAUAUAUACAUUAGAACAAUUUUUCCCAAAUUACAACUGUAACAUGCAGAAUAAGCUUGUUGCUGUGAUUGGUGGACUGGAUUCUCUUACUUCUCUUGAUAUGGCAAUUGUUCUGGAUACCUAUAAGAUUCCUCAGCUCACCUAUAGUCCCACUCCAGUGAUGAAGGACAAAUCUCCUGAUCUUCCCUUCUACCAGAUGGUUCCUAAGGAAGACCUUCAGUAUGAAGGCAUUCUGUCUCUGCUUCUAUACUUCAAAUGGAUAUGGAUUGGAGUGGUGAUUAUGGAAACGGAGAGCGGAGAGAGAUUUAUACAAACAGUGAUACCCAUGUUUUCUCAGAAGGGCAUUUGUUUUGCAUUCAUACAGAAAAUCCCUGUUAUAACUUUUAUUACUAAUAUAUCAGAAAUACUGCAUAAAGGGAGGAAUAUUUACAAUACAUUGACACAUAGUAAGGCUACAGUGAUACUUGCUUAUGGUGAAUCUAAUUCCUUUGGAUUUUUUAGAUUUCUUUCCUAUCAAUCAGAUGAAGCUAUAGACAGUAAACAUAGGAAAUCUUUAGGAAAAGUAUGGAUCACCACAGCCCAAAUGGAGAUUGCAUCCUUUGUAUUUCAAAGAGAUUGGGAUUUAGACAUCUUCCAUGGAGCUGUAGCUUUCAUGUUUCACUCCAGGGAUGUAUCUGGAUUUCAGCAGUUUAUAGAGAAUCGAAACCCUUUCACUACAAAAGAAGAUGGUUUUUUCAAAAACUUCUGGGAGCAGGUCUUUGGCUGUGUACUUCCAGAUAUACCGGAUAAAAUGGAGAAAAAUCAUUGCACUGGAGCUGAACAACUAGGGAGCCUCUUGUAUCCCAAUUUUGAAAUGAGCAUGUCUGGCCAUAGCUACAGUGUGUACAAUGCUGUUUUUACUAUCGCCCAUGCUUUACAUGCUAUGCAAAUAGCUGGAUUCAAACACAGGACAAAGAUAGAGGGUCAACUGAAGCUACAUAACCAACCAUUUUGGCAGCUCCAUUCCUUUCUGAGACAUGUUACAUUUAACAACAGUCUUGGGGACAAGAUAAUCUUUGACCAAGAUGAAAAGUUAGUGGAUGGGUUUGAUAUAAUCAAUUUUAUUCUUUCUGAAAACCAGUCAAAAGUGAAAAUUGGAAGGAUAGACCCUCAGUCUCCUGCACACCAAACAUUCAUCAUUGACAAAGAUGCCAUAACAUGGAACAGUUGGUUUAACCAGACUGCUCCUGUUUCCCUAUGUACACCUCGCUGUAAUCCAGGUUCUAGGAAGCAAGUAAUGGAAGGGUGGCCAUUUUGCUGCUACUCUUGCAUCUCAUGUCCCAAAGGGAAGAUUGCAGAAAAGGAGGAUUUGAAUGAGUGCUAUAACUGUACAGAAGAAAAGUAUUCCAACAAAAACCAGGAUUCAUGUAUUCCCAAGGACAUAAGUUUCUUGUCUUAUAAAGAGCCUUUGGGAAUAUGUUUAGCUUGUUUUUCUCUUUUCUGUUCCAUAAUCACAGUUCUCAUACUAAGGAUAUUUCUGAUGCACCACAACACUCCCAUUGUCAAGGCUAGCAACCGGGAUCUUACCUAUAUGCUCCUGGUAACUCUCCUGCUCUGCUUCCUUUGUGCAUUACUAUUCAUCGGUCAACCAAACAAGGUGGCAUGUAUUCUUCGACAAACUACUUUCAGCAUCAUCUUCUCUGUGGCUAUUUCCUGUGUGCUGGCCAAGACUGUGACUGUGGUCCUGGCUUUCAAGGCAACAAAGCCAGGAAGUGGGAUAAUGAAGUGGGUGGGCAAAAGAUUGGGCUAUACUUUUGUUUUAUCAGGCUUCUUAAUUCAGGUAGGUAUUUGCACUAUAUGGUUGUCCAUCUCUCCUCCUGUCCCAGAUGCUGACCUGCACACAGAGGCUGAAAAAAUUGUCCUACAGUGUAAAGAAGGAUCCAUGAUUAUUUUUUACUUUGCAAAGUGUUAUAUGGGCUUCUUGGCCAUGAUCAGUUUCCUAGUGGCUUUCUUUGCAAGGAAAUUACCAGAUACAUUUAAUGAAGCCAAGUUCAUCACUUUCAGCAUGUUGGUCUUCUGCAGUGUUUGGCUCUCCUUUGUCCCAACCUAUCUGAGCACCAGGGGAAAAUACAUGGUGGCUGUGGAGAUCUUCUCAAUGUUAGCCUCAAGUGCUGGGCUGCUGAUCUGUAUCUUUUUUCCCAAAUGCUAUAUUAUUGUUCUGAGAUCAGAUUUAAACAACAGGCAGAUAAAAAGACAGAAGAAGUGGUGA
Molecule: messenger RNA, 2607 nt
Organism: Ahaetulla prasina
Lineage: Eukaryota; Metazoa; Chordata; Lepidosauria; Squamata; Colubridae
Product: vomeronasal type-2 receptor 26-like
Exons: 6
Coding region: 1-2607 (868 amino acids)
Biological process (GO): G protein-coupled receptor signaling pathway
Cellular component (GO): membrane
Molecular function (GO): G protein-coupled receptor activity
Source: RefSeq, a predicted model, not a curated record